GACCAACCACGCCUCUCGCUUCCCUCUCUCUCGUCGCUCCUUCUAUCUAACUCCCACAAAAUCGCGUCAAAAAGCUAUCAAUAAUGUCCAUAGAGCUCGAAGCGCGUCAGCAGCAGGGCGGGGGUAAUCAACAGGGUGGUCAACAGGGUGGUCAACAAGGAGGCGGCAAUCAGCAGGGAGGGCAACAAGGUGGUCAAGGUGGUCAACAGGGUGGGGGACAACAGAAUGGAGGAGGCAAUAGUCAAUCACAGUCUCAAUCCCAGUCGGCGUCUCAGUCCCAGCAAUCAGGAUCCAGCUCAGCCUCAUCUUCCACUCUCUCCAUCCCCGAAUCCGCACCUGCAGGUCUUCUCACCGUAACCCAACCACCCCAGCAGUCAACCUCGUACUACAAAAUUGCACAGAAUGAAUUCAUCACAUUCGGCUGGAACUUCAGCUACGUCCUCGCUACGCCCACCCACCUCACUGUGUCUGCGGCAUGUGACAACGGAAACACGUAUCCUGUAGGUCCAACAAAUGGCAUUAUACCAGGGACUGCAACCAGUGUCGUCUGGGAUCCUUAUACUUAUCAGACGUCGCAUCCGGACCUCCCUCUCGCUCAAGCAAAAUAUACGCUACAAAUAUGGGGUGAUCAGGGACCUGGUGCUGCUCGUGCCCCAGGAAUAUUGACUCCCAACAGUGCCCUGCAGUUUGCUCUCUACACGCCCCAGCCAUACACUCCAAUCAGUAGUGGUUGGUCAUGUGCAGGAUGUUCAAGUGCCUUGUCGCAGUAUGUUGCGCACCCUGCUUUUGCGGGCAUCGUUGCGACCAUGGUCAUCAUGUUUCUCUCUGGCUCUAUUCUCAUGCGCCGCAGCGCACACUAGGAUCGUUCUUCUCUGACGCGCUUCUAUCAAGGAAAUCAUCACGUGUGACGAGGAUGACGCUCACGACCGAUAAGCUCGCAGUAGGACUUUUGUUCUUUCCUUGGGCUGGACAUUCUUUUUACAUAUGACAUCUAUCAUCAAAUUGCCUACUUACACGCUUCCUUCAAAGUUGUUCACACUGGACUUGCAAUAUUCUUUUGGUUCUUCUUCUGGCUCUGGCUCUUACAUCUGGUUCUUUCCUUCUAAUUGAUACCUCUUUGCCUCUUUGUGCCUCCUAAUUUCUCGCCGUGUGGAUAAGGCGCAGAUAAUAGACUCUUUCCUUUAAACUUCUUGCACUCUUUCUUGUGAUGACAUAGUAUCCGUGCAUGUGAUUAUCUUUGCUAAACACAUCUCGGUGAUAUGAUCCGUUUCGAGUCUGCAUCGCUAUCUGAAUCUGAUCGUCCUUUUGCCUUUGUCUCCGCAGUCCAAUUACAAGGAUCUU
Molecule: messenger RNA, 1341 nt
Organism: Serpula lacrymans var. lacrymans S7.9
Lineage: Eukaryota; Fungi; Basidiomycota; Agaricomycetes; Boletales; Serpulaceae
Exons: 2
Coding region: 84-860 (258 amino acids)
Source: RefSeq, a predicted model, not a curated record